Anthonomus grandis grandis is the source of this 2343-nucleotide messenger RNA. RefSeq names its product jerky protein homolog-like. The transcript has 3 exons. The record is from RefSeq and is a predicted model, not a curated record. NCBI's taxonomy places the organism in Eukaryota, Metazoa, Arthropoda, Insecta, Coleoptera, Curculionidae. Gene Ontology annotation, cellular component: nucleus. Bases 1192 to 1995 code for a protein of 267 amino acids. Gene Ontology annotation, molecular function: DNA binding.
CAAAGAAUUACUGAGGAGUGCUGUCACCAAAUAUUCACCACAUUUUAAAGAAUUACGAAGAGAGGUGAAAUAAAUGUAUUUUAUUUUUAAAAGCAAUAUACAUAUUUUGUACUUCAAAUCAAAGUAAAUAUGUGGUUGUAAUUUUCAUUGAUCUCCAAAAAGCAGUGGAAAAAAAAUUGGCUCCUGAGGAUUUGGGAAGCAUUUAAUGGAGACCUACAGUAUACUCGCGGUAACGUGAACUUACGAUUUUAUGAACAACUCAUUAAUGUGAACACCAAUAUUUUUCUAAGUUAAUUCUAUAGUGUGAACAAACCCAUAUUUCGAUAAAUUAAGAAAUUUUAAUAGAACUUUAGUAAUCCUGUUGAAACGUUGUUUGGUCAUUUAGUUGAUGUUUAUUAGAUAAGAGAGAGUGUCGCAUCUUGCGCAGUGGCCUUUUAAAAUGGUUAAAAUUAAUAAGAAGUGUUUAACUCUUCAUGAGAAAUCAAAAAUUUUGAAAGAGCACAAAAAUGGUAUGAGUGUUACUGUACUAGCAAAGAAAUAUCAAAUAGCAAAAUCAACUAUUUUUGCAAUUAAAAAUAAAGAAUAAAAAAUUCUAAAAGUUGUUGGAGAGAGUUUAAGACCUAAUAAAAUAAAAAAAUGCACUUUAAAAAGUGCAGAAAACCACAAGAUGGAAACUUUGCUGUAUAAAUGGUUCACUAAACAGCGUGAACGAAAUUUCCCAGUUACGGGUGAUAUGCUUAAAAAAAAGGCUCUAGAUUUACAUAGAAAAUUAAAACUCAACGAUAAAUUUAAUGCAAGCGAUGGAAGGCUUCAAAAAUUUAAAUGACGAUAUGGUAUAAGGCUGCUUAAAAUUGCAGGUGAAAAGUUGUCCUCGCAGCCUCACCUUUUAAAUCCCUUUAUUGAAGGCUUAAGAAAAAAGAUGAAGCAGCUUAAUAUUAGUGAAGAUCAAAUUUAUAAUGGAGAUGUGACGGGAUAUAUUGGAAGUUAUUGCCAGAUAAAACCUAUGUUGCAAUUUUUGAAAAAACGGCGCCUGGUCUAAAAAUAGCUAAACAAAGAAUAACUCUUUUGGGGUGCACAAAUGCUACAGGAUCACACAAACUAACGCCUUUAGUACUAGAAAAAGCAAAAUCACCCAGAUGUUUUAAAGGAUUUGAUAAUCCAGUCAUCUAUAAAAGCACUAAAAAUGCCUGGAUGACGCAGGAAAUGUUUAAAAAUUGUUUUUUUAAGCAUUUUGUUCCAGAGGUUAAAUCAUUUUUACAAAGCAAAAACCUUCCUUUAAAAGCCGUUCUUUUGUUAGACAACGCCCCUUCGCAUCCACCGGCAGAAGAAUUAAAAACUUCUGAUGGACACAUUUUUGUUGUCUACAUGCCCCCAAAUGUUACACCAUUAAUUCAACCAUUAGACCAAAAUAUUUUGCGAAUAACCAAACUAUUUUACAGAAAAGGCCUAUUAAGUUCAAUUGUAUCAAAGGGUCAAGGAGUAGCUGAGGCCCUAAAAGUUAUAACUUUAAGAGAUGCUAUUAUGCAAUUGCAUAUGGACUGGCAAAAAAUAGAGCCUUCAGUAAUUUCAAAAUGUUGGAAUAAUAUUUUCGGAAAAAAUUUGGAGGAGGAUGACCUAUCUUUAGCUCGACUAAAAGAGAUCUGGGAAAAUGAUGUUAGAGCAGCUACAGUUAAUGAAACCAUUACAUUGCUUCGAACAAUUGAACAGAUUGAUUAUAAUCACAAACACAUUGAGGAAUGGAAUACAGACGCAGUGGAGGAAAAUCUCGAUAGCAAUGAUUCAGAAGAUAGUGUCUGCGAGGUAUUAACUUUUGAAGAAAAAAAAGUUACGCAUUUGGAGGCUCUUGCAGCCUUGAAAAUUGCCACACAAUGGGCCAAUCAAAACUAUGUCGACAUAAAGGACAUUAUUACAAUAAAAGGUUUAGAAGAAAAGGCUGUAGCCUUAAACCUGUCGCAAAAAAAAGUACAAACAAAAAUUACAUCUUUUUUUAAAUAAAACUUUUGUAUAAUGCUUAAUUAACUGUAAUAAAUAAAUGUAUAAAUAAAUACAAACUAAGUCGAAAUUUUUUGAGUUCACAUUAACGCGAGCCUACUGUAUUUCAAAACAGAUCACAUUGUACACUAAAUUAAAGUAAAACAGAUAGCACGGACAAUUAUGCGGGUCUAAAAUAAAAAUACUUUAAAUUUAUUGAUGAUACAGCAUUUUUGUAUUAUCUAAUAGUUACCCUGAAGAACAAGAAUCGGUAAUACAUAAAUAAUACCUUUGUGUUUUCAAUAGAGCUGAGCUGCCAAUAAAAUCAGCAGCUAUACACAAACUAAUUCUUAGAUAGAGCGUUUACUUGGU